GCGCAGAGCCGGCCGCCGCCCAGACAGGACGACACCACCUCUGCCGAAGCCACCCCCGCGGCGCGCGAGCUAGUGCCGAGGCGUCGGGAAAAUGGCAGACAGUUUUUCGCUUAAUGAUGCCUUACCUGGGUCUGGAAACCCAAACCCUCAAGGAUGGCCUGGUGCAUGGGGAAACCAGCCUGCUGGGGCAGGAGGCUACCCGGGAGCAUCCUAUCCUGGGGCCUACCCUGGACAGGCACCACCCGGCCCCUACCCUGGCCAGGGACCUCCUGGGGGUUACCCAGGCCAGGCACCUCCAGGGGCCUACCCUGGCCCAACUGCACCUGGUUAUCCUGGCCCAACUGCACCUGGUUAUCCUGGACCAACUGCACCAGGUGCCUACCCCGGGCCUGGGGUCUACCCACCUCCUGGACAGCCAAGUGCUCCUGGAGCCUACCCUGCUGCUGGCCCUUAUGGCAGCCCUUCUGGACCCCUGAAUGUGCCUUAUGACCUGCCUUUUUCUGGAGGAGUCAUGCCUCGCAUGCUGAUAACAAUCCUGGGCACAGUAAAGCCCAAUGCAAACAGACUUGCUUUAGAUUUCAAGACAGGGAAUGAUGUCGCCUUCCACUUUAACCCACGCUUCAAUGAGGACAACAGGAGAGUCAUCGUUUGCAAUUCGAAGCUGAAUAAUAACUGGGGGAAGGAAGAAAGACAGACGGUUUUCCCAUUUGAAAGUGGUAAACCUUUCAAAAUACAAGUCCUGGUUGAAGCUGACCACUUCAAGGUUGCGGUCAAUGAUGCUCACUUGUUGCAGUACAAUCAUCGGGUGAAAAAUCUCAGGGAAAUCAGCAAACUGGGAAUUUCUGGUGACAUAAAUCUCACCAGUGCUUCGCACACCAUGAUAUAAAGGGGCAGAUACUUUUUAAAGAAAUGAAAUUGAACGUAAACCUUACACAUUUAAAAGUUUCAUGUUCACUGUAAGUGAAAAAUUUUACCUUUAUUCAUCAGUGUCCUUCUUGCAAAUCAUCCAUUUAAUAAAGAGUUACCUGUCUUUAUA
Eubalaena glacialis (North Atlantic right whale) is the source of this 1036-nucleotide messenger RNA. It is a transcript of the gene LGALS3, whose product is annotated as galectin 3. Gene Ontology annotation, molecular function: carbohydrate binding; IgE binding; laminin binding. Gene Ontology annotation, cellular component: immunological synapse; nucleus. Gene Ontology annotation, biological process: negative regulation of endocytosis; neutrophil chemotaxis; eosinophil chemotaxis. The transcript is spliced from 6 exons. The coding region runs from base 92 to 886 and encodes 264 amino acids. The record is from RefSeq and is a predicted model, not a curated record. Lineage: Eukaryota; Metazoa; Chordata; Mammalia; Artiodactyla; Balaenidae.